This is a messenger RNA of Pectinophora gossypiella (pink bollworm), 873 nucleotides long. RefSeq names its product circadian clock-controlled protein daywake-like. Lineage: Eukaryota; Metazoa; Arthropoda; Insecta; Lepidoptera; Gelechiidae. The transcript has 5 exons. The record is from RefSeq and is a predicted model, not a curated record. The coding region runs from base 89 to 811 and encodes 240 amino acids.
AAAUCGACUGGUAUAUUAACGCAAGUUGAGACGCAAACGCACAGUAGCUCGUCAACUUUGAAAUAGAGCUACUCGUAAUCAGUAAAAAAUGGAUCGGGUCAUAAAAGUUAUUCCAUUCGCGAUAUUCCUAUUCGGAUUCGUCGGCUCAUCUGUUAUCCCAGUUGACAAAUGCAAACUCGAGGACUCGGCAUGCUUGAAGGAGGCUUUCCAACAGGCUCUGCCAGUGUUCGCCGCCGGUAUCCCUGAUGUGGGGAUAGAAGUUCUAGACCCGUUGCAUAUGGAUGACCUGUCUUUUGACCUUUCAGGCCUUCAGUUCAGCUUGAAAGAAGGCCAAUUGAAAGGAUUGAAAACCGCAGAGUUCGAUAAAAUCAAGUGGGACUUGAAAAAGAAGAGGAUAGAAGUAGACUACCACUUAAACUGCUCAGUACGAGGUCACUACACGGCCGGUGGUCGGCUACUGAUCUUACCCAUUAAUGGAGACGGUCAAUUGAAGUUGAAACUUAGAAAUGUCGCUAUAGCGAUGUUUAUAGACUAUAAGAUGGAGAAGGGUGCGGAUGGCAAAGAAUACGUUAAGCCCACAAAAUAUGAAUUCGCCUUUGAUGUGAAAGACAAUGCUCACUUCAGUUUAACGGGACUUUUUAACGGAAAUAAGGAGCUCAGUGACACAAUGUUAUCGUUUUUAAACGAAAACUGGAAGCAAGUCUCUAUUGAAUUUGGAAGACCAAUGAUAGAUGGAGCAGCAAGGAAGAUAUACAAAAAUGUAGUGAUAUUUUUCAGUAAAAUGCCUCUAGCCGAAAUAGCUAACGUGUGAUAAUUUAAUUAAAUAUAUAUAUAGCGGGUUCGAUAUUUUUGUAAUAAAGUUUAUUUGUGAUA